Cygnus atratus (black swan) is the source of this 2675-nucleotide messenger RNA. Its product is annotated as keratin, type II cytoskeletal 80-like. The transcript is spliced from 9 exons. The record is from RefSeq and is a predicted model, not a curated record. Lineage: Eukaryota; Metazoa; Chordata; Aves; Anseriformes; Anatidae. Gene Ontology annotation, molecular function: structural constituent of skin epidermis. Gene Ontology annotation, biological process: intermediate filament organization; keratinization. Gene Ontology annotation, cellular component: keratin filament. The coding region runs from base 1 to 1464 and encodes 487 amino acids.
AUGACUAACCCUUGCAAAGCCUUCACUAGUGGCUCCCUCUCCUCCUGGGAGGUGUCAGGGAAGAUGAGCAGAGGAAAAGCAGCCAGCACGUCCCCAGAUCGCCUGGGCCGCUGCAGCCCCAACGGCGUGGCCAGCAAUGGCUACAGCUCCCUCAGCCUCCACGGAGAUGGCGGAUACCAGUGCUCCUCUUACUUCUCCAUCGACGGGAGGCUCCUGGCUCCCGUGCACCUUGAUAUCGACACCGACUUCCAAGCCAUGCGGCAGCAGGAGACGGAGGACAUCAAGUUGCUCAACAACCAGUUUGUGACCCUAAUCGAGAAGGUCCAGUGCCUAGAGCAACAGAACAAGAUCCUGACGACACGGUGGAAUUUCCUGAAGGAUCAAGACAAUUCCCACUCCGAAUCAGACAUCAAGGCCAUCUACGAUCAGUACAUGAGCAAAAUGAAUCAAGAGAUGAAGGCACUCAACUAUGAGCAGGAAAAUCUCGAGUCGGAGCUGACAAAGGUCCUGAGCAGCAUGGAUAACUUUCGAAGCAAGUAUGAGGAUGAAAUUCGCCUCUGUAGUGGCAUGGAAUACACCUUCAUGGAGCUCAAAAAGGAUUUAGACGCGAGUACCUUGCACAGAACUGAGCUGGAGGUAAAACUCAAUGGGCUUCAGGAGCUGAUGAAUUUGAAGAAAACCGUCUAUGAACAGGAACUCGAGGAGCUGCUGACAGAAAUUAAGGACAUUUCUGUUGUACUGGGAAUUGACAACACAUGCAAGCUCGAUCUGAGCAGAAUUGUGGAAGAAGUGAGGGCUCAGUAUGAAGCCCUGGCUCUUCGGAGCUGGGAGGAGGCUGAAACCCUUACCAGGAGAAAGCUGAACGAAGGAAACACCCAGUCAGCCACCUAUGGAGGUCACCUCCUUGACAGCCGACGAGAGAUUGCAGACCUAAACAUACAAAUCCAGAAGCUGAGGUCCUGCAUCGUGUCCCAGAAAAGCCAGUGCCUGUACUUAGAGGAGAAUAUCAAAGAAGCGGGAGAGCAUGGUGAGACGGCCCUCAAGGAUGCCAAAGCCAAACUGGUCAAGCUAGAAGAGGCCCUCCAAAAGAGCAAGGAGGAUAUGGCUCACCUGGUGAAGGAGUACCAGGAGCUAAUGAACAUCAAGCUGGCCCUGGACUUGGAGAUCCUCACUUACAGGAAGCUCGUGGAAGGGGAGGAAAGCAGCAUGGAGUCACCAAUACCCACAGUCAUCAGUGCCGUGCACUCCAGACCAAAGCACCUUUCUGCCAGCACCUUAAGGAACUCCAAGCUGUUUGCAAGAGGAACAGGCAGCACCAACGGGGAGAUGAAGCUGAACGGAGGCAGCACAAAGACCCUGCCCUCUAGAAGCCUCAGCAGCGGCUCAGCAACACCUGAAGCAGAUGCUUCCAUCUGUGGUGCCCGGCCAAAGUUCAGCUCCCUGUCCUCUGAAGAAUGCUCCUAGGAGAAACGGAGCUCCGCAGCACAACCACAAGACUCCUUGGCAUCUGCAGCCAAACGAGGCCAGAGUACUUUCUCCUGAACUCAAGCCAACGUCCAAGGGAUGAAGGAUGAAAAUCCAUUCCAGGCUGUCUCUUUUGUCUUUACAACAUCCCAGUUAACAUCUGUUACCAGUUACAAGCAGAAACCAACCCAGGCUUUUAGAGCCUCUCCUACUCUGAUACCCAUACUGACAUCUUCCUCUCUAGGUCUGCUUCCCGAGAGGAUUUGUAUCCAUAACCUUUGAGAUCUAUCUAUAGGAAACUUGGCAGGAGGGGAAAGUAUUAUUAUACAAGCUUUCAACACACUAGCCAUCAGCCCAGCCAUUUUACCAGUAUUACAAAAAUCAUUCUCUCUGCUCUGUGUGUGCCUGAGAGGUGUUCACUGAUGCGGCUUUCAAAGGAAGGCAGCACCAAGCUUUCCAAACGGAGCUGGUGGAGAGAUGCAGACAAUCAGCCUGAGCCAGGUGAAUUUGCAACAUCUGGAUUUGCAUGUCUGGUGACAAACAUGCUGGCUGUACUUGGGAAUCCUUGCCUACUUCAGAGUAUUUAACCAAUUCUACUGCCUUUUGGGUGGCCCCCCAUUCCUUCCAUGCCACCAAAACUAAAACUCCUUACACUUUUGAUAAGCCACCUUUCUAACAGAGAACAUCUCCACUCAUCUCACCUAAAGGCACUCCAGACUCCACAUGCAGUGGUGCUAGGUCCUAGAAAUGGGAUUUUCUCUCCUUCCCAUUUAAGUAAAACAAGCAGGACUUGUCUUUGUAUUUAUUGAACUUCUGUAGUGGCUUUCACCUUACCCAGCUGACACCAGCUAACGCACGGCAGCCACACUGCACCAAAGCUCCUAGAGCCAGCUCUGCAGACGCCAGCUGCAGUCCCGGCCUCAGCACAGGCAUUUCUGGGUCCCUCUUGCACAAACUACCACAGGCAGUGCCCUGCAGUAUUCUCCUUUAUGAGGCCAGGCUCUGACCUCAGUCACUGCCACGCAGCCCAACUCGAGUUCACGGAUUUUGAGUUCACAGGAGGCGUUAAUAGUCUCUUGGUAUAUUUCCGUUGAGUGCAUCACAGCAUUUCCAUGUUUCUGUAGGAUAGACAGCUACUGUAGCAUCUCUGUAACCAGAACACCUGCUCUCCGGGGUUAUGGCUGUUAUAAUAAAGUAUUGAGUGACACGUG